Molecule: messenger RNA, 1850 nt
Organism: Trichophyton rubrum CBS 118892
Lineage: Eukaryota; Fungi; Ascomycota; Eurotiomycetes; Onygenales; Arthrodermataceae
Exons: 5
Coding region: 171-1475 (434 amino acids)
Molecular function (GO): methyltransferase activity
Source: RefSeq, a predicted model, not a curated record
CGCCCGGCUUACGAGUGGUGGCUCGCCUUGAUCUUCCUCUGCCUUUCUUUGAUACAUAGACACCACCCUCUCUUGCUACUCCCGAUGGUCGUCUGAAGCAGCAGGACGACGCAGACGCAGCACGAAGAACCGCCUGUCGAGGGCGCGGGAUAAGGAGACGAAGCAGAGCGAUGGAUUCACAGCAUCACCAGCAGCCGCUUGGCGGCAGUAGACAGCCGCCGCAGGGCCAGCAUCCCCAGCAUCCCCAGCAUCACCAACAUCACCAGCAGCAGCAGCAGCAGCAGCAGCAGCAGCAGCAGCAUCAUCAUCAUCAUCAGGGCUACUACUACCAGCCGCCAUAUCAGCAUCACCAGCAGCAGCCACCGGAGGAGGAGGAGGAAGAGGAGGAAGAAGGGGACGAGCAGCAGCAGCAGCAGGAGCAGCAACAGGAGCAACAGGCGCCGUCUGGGGAUGAUGGCCGGCCGGCCUCGUCUGAUGCGCCGUCGCCGCAAGCCGCGGACUCGAGCAGCGACGACGGGCUGGACGAGGCCUACGACGACUCGACGGGCGAUGGGGAGAUGAUGGGCGACGAUACCAAGACGCUGUCGACGUACAUCACCAGGUAUCGCUAUGAGAACGGCCGGCGGUACCACUCCUAUCGCGAUGGAGCCUACUGGGGACCGAACGAUGAGAUUGCAAACGACCAGCAGGACCUCGCGCACCACAUGUACCUCUUGACCCUGGACGGCAAGCUGCAUCUUGCGCCCAUCUCCAACCCCCAGGAGAUCUUAGACGUUGGCACUGGCACCGGAAUAUGGGCCAUAGAUAUAGCCGACGAGUAUCCCAGUGCAAAGGUCACCGGCGUCGACCUGUCGCCCAUCCAGCCCAGCUUUCUGCCUCCCAACUGCACCUUUGAAGUAGAUGAUGUCACCCUCUGCCCCUGGACAUACCCCCAGAACCACUUUGACUUCAUACAUGUCCGGGAGAUGUUCGGCUGCAUCCCGGACUGGGAUGAGUUCUUUCAGCAGUGCUACCAGUGCCUCAAGCCCGGCGGAUACAUCGAGAUGGUCGAGCACUCCGUCGAACCAACCUCGGACGACGGCUCCGUCGGGCCUUCGCACUUUUACACCCUAUGGGGUAAGACCGUCGUCGAAGCCGGCGCCACCUUUGGCAAAUCCUUCACCAUAUGGAAGGAGAGCAAGGAGCGUCUUAAACGAGCUGGUUUCGUCGACGUCGUCGAGGUAGAAUACAAGUGGCCUAUGAAUGGAUGGAGUAAAGAUCCAAAACUACGGGAACUUGGCCGUUGGAACCAAGUGCGAUUACACGGUGGUGUGGAGGGAUACAUGCUCCGGCUCCUCACCACAGCUUUACGAUGGCCGUACGAAGAAGCACAGCUCUUCCUUGCCCAAAUGCGUACCACUCUCCGGGACUAUAAGACAAACGCAUAUCUACCGGGAACAAUAGUAUAUGCCCGAAAGCCCACGGACGAGACGUGAUAACCACCCGCUCAGAAGCUCACCAUUGCUUUCUUGCACCUCCCUACCGCUCUCACUCUCUCACAAUCCCCUCUCUCCCCUUGCCGACUAUAGUUGUCGACAUGGUAUUCUAAUAUCUCAUUCAUUUUCAAUUUCAAAAGCAUAUUUUCAUUUCACACUUGCUUGAAGCAAUGGGAAACUCGCCUCUGGUUGAUGCCAACUCCCCACCUUUUCUCCCUCGAUACAUUCAAUACAUAUAUAACUUCUCUUCACCUUGUCCCCGUUCAGAGAGCGGCCAUCUUACUUUCUUUGCUUUCCUCCCCCUCCUUGCUCCCUUUUCUUCUAUCUUUGCUUCUCCUUUUAUCAUAGCGUAUACACUUUCGCGCCAGACAGCAA